AUUGAUGAGUUAGAUAAAGCUAAUAUGACUAGUAUGGGUAAGAAUACACAGAAAGGGGUGCAGGCUGGUAUGUUUUGCUCUGAUUCUAAGCAUGAAACCUUUAUCCUGGAGUGUGUUAACACUGGUGAAAAGAAAUAACUGGUAACUGAUAAGAGAACUGACCUUGAGGAUUUUUGUCCUUCUGUCCUGGUGGAUUCCACUCCAUCUAAGUCUGUGGUGAAGUUUGUUGAGGGAAACACUAGUUCUGGGAGGGAGAUUGAGAAUAUGGAAUAUUGUGAGAGUAUCCUUAAAUUUGUUGACUUUUCUGAGUCCGAGGAAGAGGACCCCAAUGAUGAUGACCUUGAAACUCUUCCCGCUGAAGCUGUACAGGCUAUUCAGACCAUUUCUCUAAAAAGAUCUCUCAUGGAAUCUCUUGAUCAAGCUCAUGGCUCAUCAGAGGUUGAGAAAACCAAGUGGGGGCCUAUAUUGGUUCAGAAGCCUAAUACGAGGGGGCAUGGCAACUUAAACAUCAUGGAGAAGGCCGCUGCUUAUAAGAGGAAGCAGAAUCUGGAAAUUCCAAAAAGCUUUAAAGGGGGGAAGAUGGCGAGAUAUACGAUGUGUGCUGGGACAGGUGGCGGCAACAAUCAAGCAGUGGAAAAUCUUAUCUUCAGAGGCCCAGGGUGCUCUACUUCUCCGGUGCUUAAGGCUUUUGGAGCGUCGAAGAGGGGAACUGCUUAGAAUUGCUUGGGUUUAGUGUAUGUCUUGAGUGACUUAUCGUCUGCGUUGUGGUCUGCAUGAGUAUGACUCUCUUAUGGGAUGUAAUAGGGUAGUAGCCUAAAAACCCUGAUGUAUGUUUGUUCUGUGGCAGCUACUUUUGGUUGUCGCCGAGAGCUGUUCAACAGUCUGGU
This is a messenger RNA of Triticum dicoccoides, 887 nucleotides long. RefSeq lists its product as uncharacterized. Lineage: Eukaryota; Viridiplantae; Streptophyta; Magnoliopsida; Poales; Poaceae. The record is from RefSeq and is a predicted model, not a curated record. The coding region runs from base 265 to 717 and encodes 150 amino acids. The transcript is spliced from 2 exons.